This is a messenger RNA of Daucus carota subsp. sativus, 4452 nucleotides long. RefSeq names its product protein FORGETTER 1. Lineage: Eukaryota; Viridiplantae; Streptophyta; Magnoliopsida; Apiales; Apiaceae. Gene Ontology annotation, molecular function: histone binding; chromatin DNA binding. The coding region runs from base 95 to 3841 and encodes 1248 amino acids. The transcript is spliced from 32 exons. The record is from RefSeq and is a predicted model, not a curated record. Gene Ontology annotation, cellular component: nucleus. Gene Ontology annotation, biological process: regulation of DNA-templated transcription.
CGUUACACAUUUCUAAGCCCCUAUUCGUGUGAGACCCCCAAACUCACUCGUCGCUGGCUGGAACCCAAGCAUCCCCAAUUGCGAACCCCCUCCCAUGGAUCAGGAAUCAUCCACCACGGCGUACUCUCCGCCUCCACCUCCACCAGGCGGUUGUCAAGUCCGUUGCGCCGGUUGUCACAACAUCCUCUCAGUCGGUCAAGGCGUCACUGAGUUUGUUUGCCCUAAUUGUCGCUUACCGCAAAUGCUACCACCGGAGCUUUUGCCUUUACCUAGCGCCCCCGCUCACGGCAUUGAUCCCACUAAGAUCCAGCUCCCCUGUGCACAUUGUAAGGCCAUUCUUAAUGUUCCGCACGGCCUCACCAGGUUCAAUUGUCCUCAGUGUAAUUUCGUGCUCUCCGUUGAUUUGUCCAAGAUUUCUCGCCCUCCUCCGUGGCAGCACCAGCAGUUUACGCCUCCUCCUCCGCUUCCUCCACCUCCUCCCGAAGAAGUUAAUGAGGUAGCUAUGGAGGUGGAGCGCGAAGAAGAUAGUGGUGGCGUCGUGGGUGAAACUUUUACGGACUAUCGUCCCCCCAAAUUGUCUAUUGGACCUCCUCACCCAGAUCCAGUUGUGGAAACAGCUUCCUUAUCUGCAGUGCAGCCACCUGAACCCACAUAUGAUCUUCGAAUCAAGGAUGACCUAGAAAGUUCAAAAGUAUUGUCUUGCUUGCAGAUCGAGACCAUUGUAUAUGCUUCCCAGAGACACCUUCAGCACCUUCCAGACGGUACCAGGGCAGGAUUUUUUGUUGGAGAUGGAGCCGGUGUUGGAAAAGGACGAACAAUUGCAGGACUGAUUUUGGAGAAUUGGCAGCAUGAGAGGAGGAAAACUUUGUGGAUUUCUGUUGGAUCAGACCUGAAAUUUGAUGCGCGGAGGGACUUGGAUGAUGUUGGUGCCAUGUUUAUUGAAGUGCAUGCUUUGAACAAGCUGUCCUAUUCUAAGCUUGAUUCGAAGUCUGUUGGGGUUAGAGAAGGAGUUGUUUUCUUGACUUACAGCAGCCUUAUAGCCUCCUCUGAAAAAGGUCGUUCUCGGAUGCAGCAGCUUGUGCAGUGGUGUGGACCAGAGUAUGAUGGCCUUAUAGUAUUUGAUGAGUGUCACAAGGCCAAAAAUUUAGUGCCUGAAGCUGGAAGUCAGCCAACACGCACUGGCGAAGCUGUUCUUGAGAUCCAGGCUAAGCUUCCUGAUGCUCGUGUUAUUUAUUGCUCAGCUACUGGUGCUUCAGAACCACGCAAUAUGGGCUAUAUGAUUAGACUUGGUCUGUGGGGAACUGGAACAUCUUUCCUGGACUUUCGCGAUUUUCUAGGGUCACUAGAAAGAGGCGGUGUUGGAGCUUUAGAACUAGUUGCCAUGGACAUGAAAGCAAGGGGAAUGUAUCUAUGUCGUACUUUGAGUUAUAAAGGGGCAGAAUUUGACGUGAUUGAAGUGCCGUUAGAGGACAAUAUGAUGGAUAUGUACAAAAGAGCGGCACAGUUUUGGACCAAGUUGAGGAUGGAGUUGCUCUCUGCAAGUGCUAUUCUUACUAGCGAGAAGCCGAACUCUAGUCAGUUAUGGCGGUUAUACUGGGCAAACCAUCAGCGUUUCUUCAGGCACAUGUGUAUGUCUGCAAAGGUUCCUGCUGUUGUAAGAAUUUGUAGUGAAGCAUUAGCAAAAGAUAAGUGUAUCGUCAUUGGCCUCCAAAGUACUGGUGAGGCCAGAACUGAAGAAGCUGUAACAAAAUAUGGUGCUGACCUUGAUGAUUUUAUUUCGGGACCUCGUGAGCUUUUGCUAAAAUUUGUUGAUGAAAAUUAUCCUUUGCCUGAAAAGCCUGAAUCUCUCUCAGGUGAUGAUGGGGUAAAAGAGUUGCAACGAAAGAGGCACUCGGCAACACCUGGUGUUUCAUACAGAGGAAGAGUUCGAAAAGCUGCCAGAUUGCAAGAUGAAAGUGACGUUGAAAGUGACUUGGAAAGUGAAUCUGAUUCUGAUCCGGACUGUGUGGAAUCAGAUGAUGAAUUUCAGAUCUGUGACAUUUGUAAUUCAGAAACGGAAAGAAAAAAGCUUCUUCAAUGUUCAUGUUGUAAGCAGCUCAUGCAUCCUGCAUGUUUGGUGCCACCUGUGGUAGGUGCAGUUCCUGCAGAUUGGUCAUGCCAUUCAUGCAAAGAAAAAACAGAAGAGUAUCUUCAAAAUAGACGUGUUUAUUUAGCACAACUACUAGAAUGGUAUGAAAAAGCUGAGGAGCGCAAGUCUCAAAUAUUGGAUGCCGUUCGUUCUCUGGAUCUUCCCAACAAUCCUUUGGACGACAUUAUUGAUCAGCUUGGAGGUCCUGAUAAGGUUGCAGAAAUUACAGGGAGGCGUCGCAUGCUUGUUAGGUCAUCUGAUGGAAAAGGUGUCACGUAUCAGGCGCGGAACACAAAGGAUGUGACGAUGGAGAUGGUCAAUAUGCAUGAGAAACAGUUGUUCAUGGAUGGUCAAAAACUAAUUGCUAUAAUUUCCGAGGCUGGAUCUGCUGGUGUAUCCUUGCAAGCAGAUAGAAGGGCAAUCAACCAGAAAAGGAGGGUGCACUUGACUUUAGAAUUACCUUGGAGUGCUGAUCGAGCAAUUCAGCAGUUUGGUAGAACUCAUCGAUCUAAUCAAGCUUCUGCACCGGAGUAUAGGUUACUUUUUAGUAAUCUUGGUGGUGAACGUAGAUUUGCUUCCAUUGUUGCUAAGAGACUGGAAUCCCUCGGGGCACUUACACAGGGCGACCGGCGAGCUGGACCAUCACUUAGUGCUUACAAUUAUGAUAGUGCUUAUGGGAAAAGGGCCCUGGUAAAAUUGUACAAAGGACUCUUGGAACAGGAAUCUUUACCAGUUGUACCGCCAGGAUGUUCCACUGAAAAGCCAGAUACGAUCCAAGAUUUUAUUGAAAAGGGAAAAGCUGCUCUUGUAUCUGUUGGAAUAAUCAGAGACGGAAUAGUCAAAGAGUCAGUUGUUGGUGACAAGGAACCUGUAAAGCUUUCUGGCCGUAUAGUUGAUUCAGACAUGCACGAUGUUGGACGUUUUCUUAACCGGUUGUUAGGCGUUCCACCUGACGUACAGAAUUUGCUAUUUGAGUUAUUUGUGAGCAUCCUUGAUCUUCUAGUUCAAAAUGCACGACUCGAAGGUCAUUUUGACUCUGGAAUAGCUGAUAUGAGAGCCAAUACCAUCGAACUAAAAGGAACUCCAAAGAAUGUUCACAUGGACCAUUUAUCUGGCGCAUCCACUGUACUAUUCACGUUCACGUUGGAUCGGGGGUUUACAUGGGAGGCUGCAUCAGUGUUGCUUGAUGAGAAGCGAAAGGAUUUGUCUGCUUCCUCUAGUAAUGGCUUCUAUGAAUCUAAGAGGGAAUGGUUGGGAAGAAGACACUAUCUCUUAGCAUAUGAAGGGUCUGCUGGAAUGUAUAAAAUUGUCCGUCCUGCUGUCGGGGAAGCCGUCAGGGAAAUGCCUCUAUCAGAGCUGAAGGACAAGUACAGGAAAUUAUCAUCUUUAGAAAAGGCCCGUACUUGCUGGCAGAAUGAGUAUAAUAUAUCAUCAAAACAGUGCAUGCAUGGUCCCAACUGUAAGCUUGGCGAUUACUGUACCACAGGAAGAAGAUUACAAGAAGUAAAUGUACUUGGUGGCUUAAUACUUCCUGUUUGGGGGAUCAUUGAGAAGGCCAUCACCAAGCAGGCUCGUGAAAGCCAUAGACGACUCCGUAUCGUACGUGUAGAGACUACUACAGAUAAUAAGAGAAUUGUUGGACUACUCAUCCCAAAUGCUGUUGUCAAUUCUAUACUUAAAGAUUUGGCAUGGGUUCAAGAUAUUGAUGAUUAACUUGAUAUAGAAAUAGAGUUCAUUUUAUCUGGAACAAAUAUGUGGUUCAAAGCUUUCAGUUGAUACAGCCACCUUACAGGCUUCUUUUUUCCGUCGACAGCCUUGUGCUUCUGAAGUAAGCUUCUCUACUCCAAGAGAUGCUACAGUUCUAUAGAGUUGUGCACUCUUAUACAAAUUGAUGAUUCAUUGAGUUCCAUUCUUAUACUAUAAUAUAUUUUUUAUUUGUAAAUGAUAAUUAGUGUCACCACAGGAAAUAGCAAUGUAGAAGCUUUUUAGCACAUAGUUCGGACUGAAAGAAGCUUUGUACUGGUAGCAAACCAUUCUGCUGAAAUACACUACUAAUCUUAUUUGCGAUUUGUGAAACUACAGCAAGAGUAUCAUUAUUGCCGAACCCACCCCCUACAAAGCACAUUGUUUUAUUCGUGUGCAGUAUAGUGUAGCUGGUGCAAGGGUAGCUUCUUUUGUAGUAGCUUUGUAAAUGUAGCUUUUAUCAGCAAUCUAGAACUGUUUUGUAAAUUCUGAAUAUUAUACUUGCUACAAUACAGAAUCUUGUAGUUAACAAAUAGAAUUAUUGGAAUCACUCCUGUAUAUCUAGAAUGUGGUGGUUGGUA